AUGGCUGGAAUCUGUUUCCUGUUUAGCGCACUCUUGAUGGCAGUUCCUGUGGCUCUCCAACCUCUCAUCAGUACUGAUGAAAAGUUGGCACUUUCUGAGUUCAAAAACCGUAUAACUUCAGACCCUCAGGCGAUCUUUUCCAGGAACUGGUCCUCCACCACUGAUCCAUGCAGCUGGUUAGGUGUCACUUGCAGCCUCCUCCAGAAAAGGGUUAUUAUAUCAUCUCUGAACAUCUCAGGCUAUGGCCUAGAAGGAACAAUUUCACCCUUCAUAGGAAACUUAACAUUCCUCACGUCCUUGGAUAUCAGCCUCAACAAUUUCUCUGGCUCUCUUCCAACUGAGUUGGGCAACUUGCAUGGCCUGAAACAGAUGAAUUUGGGAUCUAAUAAUCUUUCUGGCGAAAUCCUGUCUAGUUUCGGAACCUUGUCACAGCUUCAGUUGCUUCAUCUUGGGAAUAACAACUUCACAGGUAUCGUUCCAAGCUCCAUAUUUUCUUCCAAUAUGUCAAAGCUGGAGAGUUUGGAUUUGGGCUAUAAUCUUCUUGAAGGAAGUAUCCCAACAUCAAUCUCCAAUCUUACUAACUUGAGGGUAUUAUUUUUGGGAUAUAAUCAGUUUACUGGUUCUGUACCACCGGGAAUUUAUGGCAUGCCUUCUUUGGAAACACUUGUCCUUUCACAGAAUAGGUUAGUAGGUACCCUCCCAAGGGGGAUGUGCACAACAAGCCAUCAAUCAAAACUCAAAGGGAUUUAUCUAUCCUUUAAUCAUCUUCAAGGUGAAAUUCCAUUAGAACUUUACAGGUGCAGGAAUAUUGAGGAUUUGUCACUGUCUUACAACGAAUUCAAUGGCACAAUUCCGCGAACAAUUGGGCUGUUGAGUAAGCUCAAGAGGUUAUAUAUUGGUGGAAACAAAUUAGCAGGCCGGAUUCCAUCAGAGCUUGGUAAUCUCACUCUGUUGGAGGAACUGAGCAUAAGAAGUAGCUUAUUAACAGGCAGAAUUCCAUUAUCGGUCUUCAACUUAUCAUCUCUCAGACAAAUUGACUUGUCUAACAACAGCUUAUCUGGAAGCUUUCUGUUGAAUAUGGUAUGCGAUCUUCCCGGAAUUCAGUGGAUGGAUCUUUCAGACAACCGUCUCAAUGGCUCCAUCCCUUCCUGCAUAUGGAACUGCAAGACUCUUUUAGUCCUAGAUUUAUCCAAGAACAACUUCACAGGUGAUGUUUCCAAGGGAAUUGGGAAUCUCACUCUGCUUCAACAACUAAUGUUAAACGAUAAUCAGUUGACAGGUGAAUUACCCAUUGAAUUCGGAAACCGUGUGAAUCUUGGCAAGUUUUCUUUCGACAAUAACAAUCUAUCAGGAACCAUUCCACCAGGGAUCUUCAAUAUGUCAUCGCUGACAUAUAUGAGCUUAAUGUCGAAUCGCCUCUCAGGUGCACUACCUCAGAACAUGUGGAUUACACUUCCAGAGCUACAGGAGAUUUAUCUGAGUGAAAAUGAAUUCAGCGGAAUGUUACCAAGCUAUAUAUCCAAUGCUUCGAAGAUUACAAUAAUGGCCAUGGUAUACAAUUCUUUUUCAGGUCCCGUACCUCAUACGCUCGGCAACUUGCAAUUCCUGAGGAGGAUUCUUCUAGGAGGCAACAAUUUUACAAGAGAAGCUUCAACACCAGAAUUGACAUUUAUAACUUCAUUCACACAUUGCAGACAAUUGGAUUUGGUGGAAUUAUCCGAGAAUCAGUUCCACGGUUUCCUUCCGAGAUCACUUGGAAACUUUUCUGUAUCACUUCAAGAGUUCAAAGCCUUUGGUAGCAUGAUCAAGGGUACAAUUCCAAGUGAAAUUGGAAAUUUGAGCAGCCUGGAAUCCAUAUAUUUUGACAACAAUGAUUUGACUGGAUCUAUUCCAUCAACGAUUGGGAAAUUAACUCGGGUUGAGCGUAUAUAUCUCGAACAUAACAGGCUGCAAGGGAAGAUCCCUGAUGAGAUUUGCAAUCUGAAGAAUCUAGGUGACUUAUAUGUGAAUGAAAAUAUGCUAUCUGGCUCAAUACCCGAAUGCCUGGGUGAACUCAAAUCUUUGAGAGCAAUCUAUCUGCACUCCAACAAUUUGAGUUCCAAGAUUCCAUCCAGUUUGUGGGGCCUCAAAGAUCUCUUAGGUCUGAAUCUGUCUUUAAACUCGUUGACUGGACAGCUACCAUCAGAGAUAGGCAAAUGGGAAGUCAUAACGCAGCUGGACUUGUCAGGGAACCAAUUAUCAGGUACAAUUCCAACUUCACUUGGAAGCACUGAAUCACUGGUUUAUCUGUCAUUGGCUCAAAAUAAGUUUGAGGGUAAAAUUCCUGAAUCUCUUGGAAGUUUAUUGAGUUUGGAAUACUUGGAUCUAUCGCGUAAUGGUUUGUCCGGGUCAAUACCGAAGUCAUUGGAGAAGCUUGAGUACAUGAAAUACUUCAACGUUUCAUACAACGGACUAGAAGGUGAAGUUCCAACUGGUGGACCGUUUGCCAACUUCACAGCUCAAUCAUUUCUGCACAACUAUGCACUUUGCGGCGCUGUUAGGCUCCACUUUCCGGCAUGCGAAUCAAAAACCAAAUCCAAAUCCAGGCUAAGGAAAGUUCUUUCUCCACUUAUUUACAUUUUUCCAGUUAUCGCUAUUCUCGGUAUCCUCGUCCUAGUAGCAGUUCUGUGGAGAAGAAAAAAAUAUGGAGUUGCUCGGACGGUUGAACAAGCAAUGGAUGAAAAUAAAACACGUUUGGACUUUCCUCAAUGGAGAAGAAUUUCUUAUGUUGAUCUGUUAAGAGCAACAGAUUCAUUUAGCGAAAAUAACCUAAUUGGAGCCGGAAGCUUUGGUUCUGUUUACAGAGGCACAUUUCCUGAUGGAUCAGUCUUGGCGAUAAAAGUAUUCAAUUUGCAAUGGGAUGAUGAUCAUGAUGGAACAAUAUCUAAGAGUUUUGCAGCAGAAUGCAAAGUGCUGGCAAGUAUUCGCCAUCGUAACUUGAUCAAAAUCAUCAGCUCAUGUUGUGUCAAUUUCGAUCCUCCCCAACCACAGUUCAAAGCCUUGGUCCUGGAGUACAUGCCCAAUGGCAGCCUGGAGAACUGGUUGUAUCCGGGACAGGAUUGUUCGCUGGACAUACUACAGAGACUGGACAUCAUGAUUGAUGUUGCCUCGGCUCUGGAGUACCUUCACUUCUAUCACACAUUUCCAGUGGUUCAUUGUGAUUUGAAGCCUAGUAACAUCCUGCUGGAUGAAGAUAUGGUCGCACACGUGUGUGAUUUCGGAAUCGCUAAGCUUUUUGGUGAAGGGGAAAGCGUGGCGCAAACAAGAACUUUAGCUACUUUUGGUUACAUGGCACCAGGUAAUACAUACGUACGCAUGUUCUCAUUUUUUCCAUUUUGA
Messenger RNA from Oldenlandia corymbosa var. corymbosa, 3378 nucleotides. The record is from the annotation of a GenBank genome assembly. Lineage: Eukaryota; Viridiplantae; Streptophyta; Magnoliopsida; Gentianales; Rubiaceae.